GUUUUACACUCCAUAAAUCAACAGUCAAACUAAAAAUGUUGUAUCCUCAACAAAGAAUAUUUAACUCAAUGUUUUUGAUGUUCUUCGUUAUUGUGCUUUCCAUAUUUUGGUUGCCAAUCAUAUCGGCCAGAAAUUUAGAAAACUCAAAGAGUGAAUUACGUGAAAAUGGCAUUAGUGGAUCUAGCUCUGGUAACGGUAAGAUGAACAGUCAAUACAACAACGGACCCGCAUCGGCAUAUUACACUGCCAAACACAACUUACGUUCAAUGCUUAUGGCACCCAAGGACUAUCAACAGAAAUUGCAUUCAAAAAUCCCACUCAAUAUCGACUUAAUGGACUUUCUUUUGGAAUAUGAGGAUGAAGACCGCUCCAAGCGUUUCGAUGAUUAUGGUCAUAUGAGAUUUGGUAAACGUGGUGGCGAGGAACAGUUUGACGAUUACGGUCACAUGCGCUUUGGCAGAAGUAUUUAAAUUAUUACGUCUUCUUAACAUUUAUUUGUUUCGCAUGAAUGUAGAAUUUAUUGAAGAAAGUAUAUUAUCUAUGUAUGUUUUUAUUAUUAGUUGGGGUCUUAUAACACAUCAGUCACACUAUAUGGAUUAAAUGUCAAAUAUUUAUAAAUGUUUUUAAACACUGUUUUGUAAAUAAUAAUUAAUUAUGCAUAAAAUACGUAUGUAUAUAAAAUUAAAUAAAAUAAAUUAAGUGCAUCCAAAAAUAUUUUGUUUAAUUUUAAAUAAAUGUAAUAAAAUAUAAUAAUAAUGAUGAUGGUGCACGUAAAAGGGUUAAUUACACCAACCCGUAAGAUAUGCAACAUAAAGAUAAAUCUUUUUUAAUAAGACCAAAUGUUCGAAAAAUCUAUAAGAUACUAUUAGGUACAAUC
Molecule: messenger RNA, 877 nt
Organism: Lucilia sericata (common green bottle fly)
Lineage: Eukaryota; Metazoa; Arthropoda; Insecta; Diptera; Calliphoridae
Gene: Dsk
Product: callisulfakinin
Exons: 1
Coding region: 36-470 (144 amino acids)
Source: RefSeq, a predicted model, not a curated record